Hermetia illucens (black soldier fly) is the source of this 582-nucleotide messenger RNA. RefSeq lists its product as uncharacterized. Bases 1 to 582 code for a protein of 193 amino acids. NCBI's taxonomy places the organism in Eukaryota, Metazoa, Arthropoda, Insecta, Diptera, Stratiomyidae. The record is from RefSeq and is a predicted model, not a curated record. The transcript has a single exon.
AUGCCUGAGUCGGAUGCCGACAAAUUCAGCGAUGCUUCGGAUGCGUUGCAAAUCAACGAGGAAAUCGCCGAAAUUCGUAAAGUCAAAUUUCUCGAAUUUUGGAAAUCUCGACCGGCGCUCUGGUUCGCCCAAAUCGAGGCCCAAUUCCUCGUUCACAACAUUCGAUCCGAUCAGACCAAAUUCAAUAAACUCGUUUGUGAACUAGACUAUUCCAUUCUCGAACAAGUCGCCGAUAUCAUCGAGUCCCCACCCGAAAAAGAUCGCUACAACAAAAUUAAAACACGUCUCAUCAAACAAUUUACUGAAUCCGAAGGCAAACGACUCCGAAAAUUGCUAAAUGAUGUCGAACUGGGUGAUCAAAGACCAUCCGAUUUGCUGCGCAAAAUGAAACUGCUCGCAGGAGAUAACGUUGGAUCCGAACUGUUACAAUCGAUAUGGAUGCAACGGCUUCCCGAAAAUAUCCGCGCUAUUCUUGCCUCGAUGGACAGCACCGAUAACGACAAACUCGCUGAGAUCGCUAACAAGAUUUUAGAUGCUCGUGAAAAUCGAAUCCGUUCAGCAGCUUUCCACGAAUACUUUUAA